This is a messenger RNA of Euleptes europaea (tarantolino), 675 nucleotides long. RefSeq names its product ATP synthase mitochondrial F1 complex assembly factor 1 (gene ATPAF1). NCBI's taxonomy places the organism in Eukaryota, Metazoa, Chordata, Lepidosauria, Squamata, Sphaerodactylidae. Gene Ontology annotation, biological process: mitochondrial proton-transporting ATP synthase complex assembly. The record is from RefSeq and is a predicted model, not a curated record. Gene Ontology annotation, cellular component: mitochondrion. Bases 80 to 619 code for a protein of 179 amino acids. The transcript has 8 exons.
GGCAGAUGGCUUGGGCAGUAAAGCAUCAAAAGGAGGAUUCACAAAAAACAAGACGCUUGAUUCUAUACUUAAUGUUGAGAUGGUGAAACGGAAAAAGCCUGAAGAAAUAAAACAGAUAUGGAAGCAAUAUUUCUCUGGAGAAGAUACAGUUUAUGCCGUUAUUCCUGGGGAGAUUUUUGAUUUGAUAUGGAAACGAGCUCAGAACUGCCCAUCUUUUCUGUUUGCAUUGCCAAGGAAAGAAGGCUACGAGUUUUUUGUGGGUCAGUGGUCAGAAGCAGAACUUCAUUUCACUUCUCUUAUCAACAUUCAGACCAAAGGUGAAGCUGCAACUAGCCAGCUGAUCCUGUACCAUUUCCCCGAGCUUCAAGAGGACAAGGGGAUUGUACUGAUGACUGCAGAAAUAAAUUCUAAUUUCCUGAACGUGCCAGAGGCUCAGUGCCUAGCCAGCCAGGUGCAGCUCUUUUAUGCAACAGACCGACAGGAGACCUACGGUUUAGUGGAAACAUUUAACCACCAGCCUGAUCAGUUUAAGUACAUGUCUGUAAUCACCGAGCUUGAGCAGAGCAGGCUCGGGCAAGAACUGAGACCCGAGCAGGACCCACCAGCGCCUACUGCUUGAGGAGUGCAGUAGCCUCAAGCAGACGCAAAAGACAUGGACGAGAGAUGGUGUCUUGG